Molecule: messenger RNA, 529 nt
Organism: Daphnia pulicaria
Lineage: Eukaryota; Metazoa; Arthropoda; Branchiopoda; Diplostraca; Daphniidae
Product: shematrin-like protein 2
Exons: 2
Coding region: 127-390 (87 amino acids)
Source: RefSeq, a predicted model, not a curated record
UGUGUUACCGUUUGCCUUCCUCAUAUUUCUCCACGGCGGCUGCGUCUUCCGCUGCUGGUUCCCGUAUAAAAAGGCGGUGCACUUGCCACUUGAUCAGUUCAGUUUAUCACGAGCAGCAGCAACAAAAUGAUCCGCAAUUCGGUCGCAGUUCUUGGCUUCUUUGUCAUGAUGAUGUUGAUGGCAGUUGAGGCUGCCCCAAUCCUGGGAAUCUUAGAUGGACUUCUUCAUGGAGGACACCACCAUCAUCAUGGAGGACACCACCAUCAUCAUGGUGGCUACGGCGGAGGCUACGGCGGCUACGGCGGUGGCUAUGGCGGAGGCUACGGUUACGGAGGAUAUCCUGGCUAUGGUUAUGGUGGACACGGAUACGGUCACCAUCAUCAUUUCUAAAAAAGAAAUCGAUCCACGGCAAAAAUGAUACCUGUAACGAACUGCAAUAAUUUAAAAAAAUGUUCCUGACUGGAUAUUUCAGUUAUUAUUCAGAGGCGAACUCUGUACCUAACCAAUACAAUACGUUUCAUACUGUAAA